GGGCCCUUCUAGCUUGGGGAUGGGGGUAGAUCGGGAAGGAACUGGAGGACUGAGGCAGCCGUUCCGGGGAGCCGGCCCAGAGGAGGUCCCUAUGUUGGCUAGUUGAGACAAAUAUAAAUAUGGCCUUCUACAAUUAUACUACCUUCUUAGCUAUUGCCCGAACGAGAUUCCCUAGCCAUUUUGUCCAUCCUACCUGCUCUUCUUAUUCCCCAGCACUUGCAUUUCUUCACUUGCCAGAUUCCUACUUAACAUAUAUGAAGAACUGUGGAAGCAAGAAGUACUCCUUUCCUAGUCAGUCAGGCAAUAAAGUACUUCACUUACGAACUAGGAUAAUACAAAAGCUACACACAUCAGCUUGCUGGCUACAAGAUGUCCCUGGUAAACCUCCGCUGGAGCAAACCCCCAAAAAGCCACAGGUGACAAGCCCUCAGCCCACAAAAGAAACGGGCACGAAGACUAAGGAAGAAAAGAAAUCUUAUAGACAAAAAAUUAUGGAUGAACUUAAAUAUUAUUACAAUGGAUUCUAUUUGCUUUGGAUUGACACCAAAGUUGCUGCCAGAAUGGUUUGGAGGCUGUUGCAUGGACAGGUGCUGACCAGACGAGAGAGACGAAGGCUAUUGAGGACUUGUGCUGACUUCUUCCGCCUGGUUCCAUUUGCGGUAUUCAUAAUUGUACCCUUCAUGGAAUUCUUAUUACCAGUGUUUGUGAAACUCUUCCCAGAGAUGUUGCCAUCAACUUUUGAAAGUGAAUCCAAAAAGGAAGAAAAACAGAAAAAGAAAAUGGCUGCAAAGUUGGAACUAGCAAAAUUUCUUCAAGAAACAAUUACAGAAAUGGCAAGGAGGAACAGGGCCAACCUGGGAGAUGCCUCUACCCAGUUCUCAGCCUAUGUCAAACAGGUUCAGACAGGCCACAAGCCCAGCACAAAGGAGAUAGUUCGUUUUUCCAAACUAUUUGAGGAUCAGCUCACCCUGGAGCACUUAGAUCGACCUCAGCUGGUUGCCCUUUGCAAACUGCUGGAAUUGCAGUCCUUUGGAACCAACAAUUUGCUCCGCUUUCAGCUCCUGAUGAGACUGAAGUCUAUAAAAGCGGAUGAUGAAGUAAUUGCCAAAGAAGGGGUGAAUGCUUUGAGUGUGUCAGAGCUACAAGCUGCCUGUAGGGCCCGAGGGAUGAGAUCACUGGGUCUCACUGAGGAACAACUGAGACAACAGCUCGGAGAGUGGCAGGACCUCCACCUGAAGGAGAAUGUCCCUCCUUCUCUUUUGCUCCUGUCACGAACCUUCUACCUGAUAGAUAUGAAGCCAAAGUCAAUCGAGAACCCACUAAGUGGGCAGGCUCCAAAGACAGAUGUUCCUAUGGAAUCACCUACUUCCCCUGAAUAUAAAGAGAACAUGGUGGAUUUAGCACCUCAACUGAAGGGUACUAAGGAUGAAAAAUGUAUGCAACUGCCAUCAGUUACAUCACCACCCAUACCACCAUCAACACCUAUUUCAUUACCUAAAGGAGCCAUCACUUCUGCCAAAGAAGCUUGUUGAGAAACAAAGACAACUGAGUGGGAGUACACAUGGGACAAAGACAGUGACGAUGACAAAAACAGAACGCUUCUCUGCCUCAGCAGGGGUGUUAUCAGACCCUAUUGGGCAAGCAGGGCAGAGGAGGAGCGAGGAGAAGCUGCCGCAGUGACGAGAACAGCACAGCGCCCACACCCACAUGCAGGACCUCAAAGAGGCAGUGACAACCAGCUCCGCCCGCAGUCACCGGCCCAGCACCUGAGCAAGCUGCAGGCUCCUUCCUUCCCAGCCCAACACACACACCUCCCCUCUUAGAAGAGGAGAAACGUCAGCAGCCAAAGAGGGUGAACGGGCACCCUCCAGCCCCCCACGGCUACCCGAGGCAGCUCCAGCGCACUGGGCUUGGUAGCAUCGCUCCUCUGACAUCAGAGGUCGGCCACACAGGAGGGUGGGCUAGCACUGCUAGCAAGCCUCUCUUUACAGAGUGCCUACCUUCAGGGAAAGGAGGAGUGGGGCCCUUUCUGAGACUUUUGGGGCUGGCAAAAAGGAUCAGACAAAUCAGGGAUGGCUGCUAGACCCAAGGAUGGAAGGAGCCUGCCCUGGAAGAGAGCCCGGCUGCAAGUGAAGUCCAGAUCCCAUGCAUGCAUUACAUUGGCCAAGGGGAGAGCCAGAUGCAGGUGUAUAGGUGGGAGGCCUCUGUGUUCCUGCAAAACGAGGAAAGCUCCUGUGUGAGCCGAGAGGAAUCAACCCUCCAGGUUGGAGAAAUUGCUGGAGCCGCCCACCGGCCCACGGAGCCUGCUCCUCUACCGCUCCCGGCUCUGUGUCUCCCCACAGCCCCGCAAUGCAUGCUCCCCCCGUGCCCGUGGCAAGGGCAGGACAUCGAGAGGAGAAGU
This is a messenger RNA of Rhinolophus ferrumequinum (greater horseshoe bat), 2401 nucleotides long. RefSeq names its product leucine zipper and EF-hand containing transmembrane protein 2 (gene LETM2). The coding region runs from base 120 to 1532 and encodes 470 amino acids. The transcript has 11 exons. Gene Ontology annotation, molecular function: ribosome binding. Lineage: Eukaryota; Metazoa; Chordata; Mammalia; Chiroptera; Rhinolophidae. Gene Ontology annotation, cellular component: mitochondrial inner membrane. The record is from RefSeq and is a predicted model, not a curated record. Gene Ontology annotation, biological process: intracellular monoatomic cation homeostasis.